Molecule: messenger RNA, 1347 nt
Organism: Cynara cardunculus var. scolymus (artichoke)
Lineage: Eukaryota; Viridiplantae; Streptophyta; Magnoliopsida; Asterales; Asteraceae
Exons: 3
Coding region: 197-1117 (306 amino acids)
Biological process (GO): endocytosis
Cellular component (GO): clathrin vesicle coat; membrane
Source: RefSeq, a predicted model, not a curated record
CACUCUCAUUGAAUAUAAUAUACUAUCUUCCUUUCUCGAUCUCCGAUUCUUCAAUCCUACGUUGUUGCAGAUUCAAUUUUCUCCUUCCCUUUGUUCUUUUGGAGAUUUCGAUCACUUCAACCUCCACAAAAUCUGCAUUAAUUUUCUAGUUGAAUUUGGUAUCACAUUGUCAAUCGCAGCAGAACAACAACAAGCGAUGUCGUUCGAGUUGGAGGAAGAAGAAUCCUUCGAGCACACGUUACUAGUUGUUCGAGAAGUUUCUGUUUUCAAGAUUCCGCCGCGUUCCACUAGUGGUGGUUACAAGUGUGGAGAGUGGCUACAGUCGGAUAAGAUCUGGUCUGGUAGGCUUCGUGUUGUUUCCUGUAAGGAUCGGUGUGAGAUCCGAUUGGAAGAUCCGAAUUCUGGAGAUUUGUUUGCGGCUUGUUUUGUUUAUCCUGGUCAGAGGGAGAACGCGGUGGAGUCGGUGCUUGAUUCGUCCAGGUAUUUUGUUUUGAAGAUCGAGGAUGGGACUGGGAAACACGCGUUUAUAGGGUUAGGGUUUACGGAGAGGAAUGAGGCGUUUGAUUUCAAUGUGGCCUUGUCGGAUCAUGAGAAGUAUGUGAAGAGAGAGACAGAGAAGGAUGCUGGUGAACCGAGCGACGAGAGUCAUAUCAAUAUCCAUCCUGCUGUAAAUCAUAGAUUGAAGGAAGGUGAAACAAUUCGGAUCACUGUAAAAAAUAAACCUGCUAGUGGAGCUGGGAUGCUUUCGGCUGCUGGAUUGUCUGGGGGUGCUGCUGGAACUGAAAAGAUCAAGCCACUAAGUCUUGCUCCUCCACCUGUUGCCUCCACAAAACUUAGACCUGCUGAAACUGAGAAGCUUAAGCCUCUCAGCCUUGCUCCUCCACCUAAUGCCUCUGGGAAGAUCAGGUCUCCUAUCCCACCCCCACCCAAUGAUCCUGCUGUUGUUCGGAUGACUUCUACUAGUCAGAAUGUUGCUGUCAAAACACACAAGGAAACCACAAGGCAGUCUACAGAUGCUUUCACUGAUUUCUCUCAGCUCGAGAGAAACCUUCCUUCCACGGGUGGAUCUGGAUCAACUCAAAGUAAAACCACAGCAGCCGGAUGGGCAGCAUUUUGAGAGAGGUAUAUUUUCGUUCCGUUCUGUUCUGUUCUGUUCCGUUCCGUUCUGUUAUGUUGGGAAAAGCAGAGUAGAUACAACAAAGGUACGAUACUAUCGGUUAUUGCAAAUAAUUGUAACUGGAAUAUAUUGAUUCAAUGUGCUUGACCUUGUAUUUCAUAUUUAUUACAUGUUGUACAAUUCUGUGCCCACCAAUUUCAAUCUAGUCUUAAGAUCUUGUGUUGUUCCAA